Messenger RNA from Cuscuta epithymum, 2571 nucleotides. NCBI's taxonomy places the organism in Eukaryota, Viridiplantae, Streptophyta, Magnoliopsida, Solanales, Convolvulaceae. The record is from the annotation of a GenBank genome assembly.
GUCUACUUCUGACCUAGGGCAUUCUUCUCCCUUCAGAGCUUCUCUUCUCCGACCAUCUGGGCGACGCUUGGCUUUUCCGAGCCUCUCCAACCAUCUCCUCUGUGCGACGCUUGGCUUCUCGAGCUAGAGAUUCUCCAGCUAGAGCUUCUCCAACCAUCAUCUCUGGGCGAGGCAACCCUUUAGGCCGGCGCUUGGCUUCUCCAGCGAGAGCUUCUCCAACCAUCGUCUCUUGGGAGACGCUCCUCUUCUACAGCCCACAAAAACUACCGUCUUCAACUCCAUGAAGCAGAAGCAGAAUCAGUUCCAAACACCCUUUAAAUAGACGGUAUGAGUCGCAUUCCUGUGAAACUGCAACCCGGGGUUUCUAUUUCGCCGCUAUAUCUGCCCCAGUUCCUCACUGUCUUCCAAUUUCACCCCGCCGGCACUUUCAGGUCAACAUCUAGUGUAUCUCUUGCUUUGGGAAAAUUAACCUUAAAGCCGACUUCAGCAAUGACAGAUGCACCUGGUAGUGUUAAAGAACAGUUAGCUAGAUUAUUUGAAGUAUCGCUUAGAGCAACAUUUCCAGAUGAAUCAGAUGUACAGCCUCUGAUUGCUAUUUGCAACAAUUCCAGAUUUGGAGACUAUCAAUGUAACAAUGCCAUGGGCUUAUGGGCUAAAAUUAGAAGCACAGAUACUAACUUCAAAGGUCCUCAACCUGUUGGACAGGCCAUUAUGCGCAAUCUUCCCCAAUCUGAUAUAAUUGAAAAGUGCAGCAUUGCUGGGCCUGGUUUUGUCAAUAUAGUAUUAUCCAGACAAUGGAUUGCUCAGAGUAUCCAAAAGAUGCUCAUAGAUGGCAUUGAGACAUGGGCUCCAAAGCUUCCUGUCAAAAAGAUAAUUGUUGACUUCUCAUCACCAAACAUAGCUAAGGAGAUGCAUGUUGGCCAUCUAAGAUCUACGAUAAUUGGAGACACCUUGGCUCGUAUGCUCGAGUACUCUAAUGUUGAAGUUCUUAGAAGAAAUCAUGUUGGUGACUGGGGUACACAGUUUGGUAUGCUGAUUACAUUCCUCUUUGAAAAAUUUCCAAACUGGGAAGCUGCUAGUGCUCAAGCCAUUGGUAAUUUAGAGGAAUUUUAUAAGGACUCAAAAAAAAGAUUUGACAGUGAUCCUGUGUUCAAGGAGAGGGCUCAAAGGGCUGUAGUCAGUCUCCAGGGUGGGGACCAUGAUUACAGAAAAGCAUGGUCACAAAUCUGUGAAAUUAGUCGGAAAGAAUUUCAAAAGAUCUAUGAUCGACUUGGAGUACAUUUGGAAGAGAUGGGAGAAAGCUUCUACAAUCCUUUCAUUCCUGAUGUAAUAGAGAUCUUAAAUAAAAAAGGCUUGGUUGAAGAAAGUGAUGGGGCUCGUGUCAUCUUCAUUGAAGGGAAAAGCUAUCCACUUAUUGUUGUAAAGAGCGAUGGGGGUUAUAACUACUCUUCAACUGAUCUUGCUGCCAUUUGGUAUCGACUCAAUGAAGAAAAAGCAGAGUGGAUUAUUUACGUGACUGAUUCUGGCCAGAGAGAACACUUUGAAAUGGUUUUUAUUGCUGCAAAACGUGCAGGCUGGCUUCCGUCUGAUGAAGAGGCAUAUCCCAAAGCUACUCAUGUGGGAUUUGGCAUGGUUUGUGGUGAAGAUGGGAAACGGUUCCGUACUCGAAGUACUGAUGUUGUGAAGUUGACCAAUUUACUCGAUGAAGCCAAGAGCCGGUGUAGAUCUGCUCUCAUUGAAAGAGGCAGAGCAGAUGAGUGGACUGAAGAGGAGCUUGAGAGAACUGCUGAAGCAGUUGGAUAUGGUGCUGUUAAAUAUGCUGACCUGAAAAACAAUAUAUUGACCAAUUACACCUUUAGUUUUGAUCAGAUGCUUAGUGACAAGGGCAAUACUGCUGUAUACCUGCUGUAUGCACAUGCACGGAUCUGUUCAAUCAUCAGGAGGUCAAAAAGAGAUAUAGAUGAUUUGAUACAUAAUGGGACACUAGAUUUAGCUCAUCAAGAUGAGCGCGUGUUGGGACUUCAUUUACUCCAGUUCCCCGAGACCGUUGAAGAAGCUUGCUCAAAUCUCCAGCCAAAUAUAUUGUGCGAGUAUCUCUAUAAACUAUCCGAGGACUUCACAAGAUUCUAUAACAACUGUCAGGUGUUAGGUUCAGCCCAGGAAGAAAGCAGGCUGUUACUAUGUGAAGCAACAUCAGUGGUCAUGAGGAAGUGCUUUCACUUGCUGGGCAUCACCCCCGUUUACAAACUUUGAGUCUAGAUUUGACAACCCAACGCUUUGUAGCUGCUAUCAUAUCACGUUAAAAAGAAUAGAACCCUCGUUUUGCACACUUCCCCUUCUUUUGGAAGGAACAAUGCAUUGAGUAGGUGCACCAGUUGUGUUUCUUGAAGUUGAUUGUUAAAAGAUUAGCUAUUGUUAAAAGAAUUUAAAAUGAUCAUGUGUAUUUACAUAGUACCAUUAAAAAAGACUUGCACUAAGCAAAUGUAGGUUGUUCGAAAAAUAUGUUUUAUGGUAAACAUAACAAUGGAGCUGAGCAUUGCAUGCAUGUUUUAAAUUUGAUCUACAGGCCAG